AUGCUAUCCCUGUUGGUGACCACACAUCAUCGUGACUCGGUCCCAGCAAGCUGUAUUCGUGACCUCAGUCGGUGUAUCUUCGGGCAGCCUAUUUAUCCUCGUUUCCUGCACAUUUCACUGUUAAAUAUCAUUAGUGUGAUUGUUUUCCUUGAAGAAACAAAAAAUAGCACAUAUCUAUCUAUCUAUCUAUCUAUUUAUCUAUCUAUCUAUCUAUUCUCUUUUUUUCGUUGCUGUUUUGAAUAUUACAUGCUUUUGAGGACUACUUUGAUGAACCUUUUAUUAAAUACAAGAGACUCUCGUCUCAAAUUGCCCAGCUUUCUCUCUCUUUUUUCUUUUCCCAUUCACGAAAUUCCUCUUCUUCACUUUCUCCUCCUACUCAUCCUUCAUAUUGCUCGUCAACAACUAUCUUUAUUAUUGUAUGUUCGCCCCAUAAAAAGCCCUGUUUGUUUUCAUGAAUACUUGAGGUUUCUAGCCAAUAGUUGUUACUGGAACGACUACUGGGCAUGCGUCUCGCUCUAA
Messenger RNA from Acanthosepion pharaonis, 519 nucleotides. The record is from the annotation of a GenBank genome assembly. NCBI's taxonomy places the organism in Eukaryota, Metazoa, Mollusca, Cephalopoda, Sepiida, Sepiidae.